CACUGUCCACUGUCAAACUCUCAAUGGUUUCUUCUCAGACCGUCUGUUGUUGACGUCUGGUUCUUGGAUUGGUAAUCCAAAAUCAUCGUAAUUAUUUGCGAUCUUAAUACAGAAAAUUGAAACGAAACUAGAACAAAAUGCCCCCAAAGUUCGACCCCACUGAAGUUAAACUUGUUUAUUUGAGAUGUGUUGGAGGUGAAGUGGGAGCUACUUCAUCGCUGGCCCCCAAAAUCGGUCCCUUAGGUUUGUCCCCAAAGAAAGUUGGAGAUGACAUUGCUAAGGGAACCGCUGAUUGGAAGGGUCUGAAAAUCACCGUACAACUGAAAAUCCAAAAUCGUCAAGCGACUAUUUCAGUUGUGCCUUCUGCGGCGUCUAUGAUUAUUAAGGCCCUCAAAGAACCCCCAAGAGACAGAAAGAAGCAGAAAAAUAUUAAGCACAGUGGGAACAUUUCCUUCGACGACGUUGUGGACAUUGCCAGACAAAUGAGGCCUCGAUCAAUGGCCAAGAACCUAUCCGGAACCGUGAGGGAAAUUCUGGGUACUGCCCAAUCAGUUGGUUGCACGAUAGACGGAAAGGCGCCCCACGAUGUCAUUGACGAAGUCAAUGACGGGAGCAUCGAGGUCCCCGAAGAAUAAACUUUGGGACAUUAAACAAUUAAGUUAA
Messenger RNA from Dendroctonus ponderosae (mountain pine beetle), 663 nucleotides. It is a transcript of the gene RpL12, whose product is annotated as 60S ribosomal protein L12. NCBI's taxonomy places the organism in Eukaryota, Metazoa, Arthropoda, Insecta, Coleoptera, Curculionidae. Bases 138 to 635 code for a protein of 165 amino acids. The record is from RefSeq and is a predicted model, not a curated record. Gene Ontology annotation, molecular function: structural constituent of ribosome; large ribosomal subunit rRNA binding. Gene Ontology annotation, biological process: translation. Gene Ontology annotation, cellular component: cytosolic large ribosomal subunit; ribosome. The transcript is spliced from 5 exons.